Capra hircus (goat) is the source of this 4546-nucleotide messenger RNA. It is a transcript of the gene IL7R, whose product is annotated as interleukin 7 receptor. The transcript is spliced from 8 exons. Gene Ontology annotation, molecular function: protein binding; cytokine receptor activity. The record is from RefSeq and is a predicted model, not a curated record. NCBI's taxonomy places the organism in Eukaryota, Metazoa, Chordata, Mammalia, Artiodactyla, Bovidae. Gene Ontology annotation, biological process: positive regulation of receptor signaling pathway via JAK-STAT; cytokine-mediated signaling pathway; hemopoiesis. Bases 76 to 1455 code for a protein of 459 amino acids. Gene Ontology annotation, cellular component: external side of plasma membrane; membrane.
UGCUCGCUCUCUCUCUCUCAUUCAUUCCUACGCAUAGGCUCACGCGCUGGCUGUCUCCUCUAUUUCUCUCUCAGAAUGACACUUCUAAGUAGAGCUUUGGGUAUGCUUUUCUAUUUACUUCAAGCCGUUUCUGGAGAAAGUGGCUAUGCAGAAAAUGGAGAUUUUGAUGACACAGAACUGGAUGACUACUCAUUCUCAUGCUACAGUCAGCUGGAAGUGGAUGGACUCCAGCACUUGCUGACCUGCACGUUUGAUGACUCGGACAUCAACAGCACCAAUCUGGAACUUGAAAUAUGUGGGGCGCUUUUGGAUGUAUAUUGCCUGAAUUUUAAUAAACUGCAAGAGAGGUAUUUCCUCAAGACAAAGAAAUUCUUACUGAUUGGAGACAGUAAAAUAUGUGUGAAGCUUGAAAAAAAGAACAUGACUUGCAGAAAAGUGAACAUAGUCAAGAUAGUUAAACCUGAGGCUCCUUUUGAUGUCAGAGUCAUCUAUCGUGAAGGAGCAAAUGACUUUGUGGUGACAUUUAAUACAUCACACUUGCAGAAGAAGUAUGUGAAAGUAUUAAUACAUGAGGUAGCCUACCGUCAGGAAAAAAAUGAAAAUAAUUGGAUGCGUGUGAAUUUAACCAGUACCAAGCUGACACUCCUACAGAGGAAACUGCAACCCAAUGCCAUGUAUGAGAUUAAAGUUCGGUCCAUCCCUUACGCCAACUAUUUUGAAGGCUUCUGGAGUGAAUGGAGUCCAAGUUUCCACUUUAGAACUCCAGAGACCAAUGGCACAGGGGAGACGGAUCCUGUGUUACUAACUAUCAGCAUUCUGAGCUUCUUCUCUGUGGCUCUGAUGGUCACUCUGGCCUGUGUGUUAUGGAAAAAAAGAAUUAAGCCUAUCAUAUGGCCCAGUCUCCCUGAUCAUAAGAAGACUCUGGAACAACUGUGCAAGAAACCAAAAAAAAAUUUGAAUGUGAGUUUCAAUCCUGAAAGUUUCCUGGACUGCCAGAUUCAUAAGGUGGAUGGCAUUCAAGCUAGAGAUGAAGCAGAAGGCUUCCUGCAAGACCCUCUUUCUCUGCAGCUGGAGGAGAGUGAGAAGCAGAGGUUCAGAGGCAGGAUGCAGGGUCCCAGCUGGCCCUCCGAGCAAGCAGGCAUUACGCCUAAAAUUUUCAGAGGAGAGUCACCAUUCAGAUGCUUGGCUGGGAAUGCCAGUGUGUGUGAUGCCCCUGGGCUUCCCUCCUCCAGGUCUCCUAAUGGCAGGGAAGGUGGCAAGAGCAGACCUCUAGUGUACCAGGACCUGCUCCUCGGACCUGGAACUACAAACAGCUCCCUGUCCCCUUCAUUUCCAUUCCAACCCGGAAUCUUGACAUUAAACCCUGUUGCCCAGGGGCAGCCCAUCCUCACUUCCUUGGGAUCAAGUCAAGAAGAAGCCUAUGUCACCAUGUCCAGCUUCUACCAAAACCAGUGAGUUGUAAGAAACCCAAGAUCAGAACCAUCAUGAUGAACGAAGAUGACUGAGUCCCACUCUCCCCAACAGCACAAACAAACAAAUUGGAUGUGGCCCCUCUAUGUGGUCACAGGAUUCUGAAGCAGCACUUGUGUGGCAGGAGGCAGGAGACAGGGGCAUUCUGUUUCAGGCAACGCAAUGAUUCAUUUCUUUCAGAAAGAAAAAAAGGGAAAGGGGGAAAGAAAGGAUGGAGAAAAUGACAGAGGGUUGGGGGGACAGAAAGGGAGCAAGGGAAGAAAGAGGGAAAGGAGAACAGAGUGUUGGAUACCAUGAUCAGGACUCACUAUGUCCCCAGUGCUGUCCUACACGCUCUGCACAUCUUGUCUCGCUGCGUCUUCACAGUAAUCCUGGGAGGUGGGCUCAAUUAGCAUCAUUCCCUGUGUCUCAGAUGAUGAAACUGUGGCUUUAAUUAAUCUGUCCAUGUUCCCCACUCAGCAAGAGGUAGAAUCAAGAUUUGCUGCCCAGGAGUCUCUUCCAAGGCACAUGCCUUCCUCAGUCAGGGACUGUCCUACUCUCCAGUGCCAAACUUCACCUAGAUCCUGGUCACUCUAUAAUGUACUUGUCUCCAACCUCUUUGGCACCAGAAACUGGAUUCAUGGAAGACAGUCUGUCCAAGGAUGAUGCAGUGGGGGUGGGAAUGGUUUCAGCAUGAUUCAAGUGCAUUGCAUUUAUUUUGCACUUUAUUUCUGUUAUGAUCACAUCAGCUCCACUUCAGAUCAUCAGGCAUUAGAUUAUGGAAGUUGGGGACCCCUGCAUUGUCCAAACUGGGUCAAUUUUGCAAGUGAAAACGAAAGUUAUAAGUUAUCACUCCAGGACAAUAAUUGUAAACUGAAAUAUCCCAGGAAAAUGGGGACCUGUGGUCACUGGAACUAAAAGAGCUACAAGGAAGAUGGUGGGGAGGAAUGGUCUCAUGAUUUAUGAAGCACCACAACUGGCCAUGUCUACAAAAAGCUACAAAGCCCAUUUUAUUCCAUUUUUCUUAACAAGUGCUUAAAGGAGAAUCAACUAGAUGACCAGAAUUUCUAUUGUUACUCACUGUUAGGACCCUCUUGCUCCUCCCACCCAAUGACCUCCCUUGAUAAUGGAAGAACCUCUUACUGACUCUGGACACUGGUGUAUUUGAGCAACGAGCCAGGGCAAACUCUCCUCUGUGUGUAGAGACUCCCCAACCCAAAUACAUCUGCUGUCCCCAAUUUCUACCAGUAUGAAUGCUGCCAAAAACUUCAGGGAGAAGGAAUUACAAGCUCAUGCUGCACACGAGCCAAUUGUGGCCAUGUUUUUGAAGGUUUAGAGAAUAUAUGAUGUGUGUCCUCUUGCAUUACUUGGUCCAGAUAAAUAACUAGAGACUGUCUCAAGCCAAGAUAAGACAGCAGAGCACUCUCAGCUCAGGGCUGUGCAGUUGAUCCCUUUUAAUAGAUCCCCAGACCACCCCCAACACAACCCUGACUCUUGGUGUACACAGACCAAGGACACUGGUCUAAGAUCAAUGUUGUUGUUCGGGAGUUGGUCCUUGUUGUUGUUGUUGUUUACAUUUUGCAUUUUUUCUUUGUUCUGUUUUUAGUUUGUUUGGGUAGAAGACCAAGUGUUUUUAAUUUUUUUUAAUUUUUGUGUUGGUUUUAUUUUGUAAUGUCUCUGAAGGGAGUUCCUCAAAGUGCCUUCCAAGGCCUUUUCUCUGAAUCAGUAGUAAUGACUAUAGUCCCAUAAUCCCUUAGAUUUGCUCAGUGCUUUUGUAAUUUUUCAAAGCACUUCCAUUAUCCAUUAGCAUUAUCCACUUAGUUUUCUUGGUAUGUAUUUAUGGAAAGCUUGCUCUGUGCCAGCCACAGUGGUCAAAGACAAGAUUGGGACCCUGCCCUUAAAUAUCUAAUAAAAGGUAGCUUUACUAUGCUACCUUUAAUAAUGCUGUAAUGGAGGCAUGUUUAAAGUGCCCUGUUGGAAGACAGUCAGGGAAAAUGCCACAAGAAGGGGUGCUCAUCUGUGUGGAGGAAAAGCAGAAUCUGCCUGGCAUGUGAGCAGGAGACAUUUGCCAACAGGUAGACGUGGGGUCUUUACCUUCUGGAGAAAUGUGAACCAAGUCUCAAGGAAUAGGUUAUCACAGGAAACCUCACAAGGUAGCCCUCUUGCACCUUAGUCACAGAGGUCCUGUUUACUUAUUAUCAUUAUCUUUGCCUUAUGUGAAAACUGGUUACAUGGACAGGACAGGUAAGUUACUCAACCUUACAUGUCAAGUUAGGACUGGAAGUCGUAACUUUGUAUCCCUCAUGUAAAUAAAUCAUCCCUCAAAGAAAGAAAGGGAUAGGUCUCAAGGAAGAUCAAGUUCCCUCCAGCUUUAAAAUCCUGUUUUAAUGUUGUUUAAUGCAGAUUAUCAUUUGAAUUCAGUGAGUGAAUGUCUCUGUUACCAGAGUUAUAUAAAAUCUAUGUAUCAUACUCUUAUAAUCAUAACUGCUGCUAAUGCCUGAUUAUGUACUCAGGGACAAUGUAUAAUAUAAGAUGACAAAUUUGUUCUGACCAACUCCCUUUGGGAUUUCAUUAAAACAGAAAAACUCCUGGUCAGAGACAGUGUAUAAAUCAGAGAUGUAAACUGUUAGUUCCUACAACAUGAAAUGAAAAUUGAUAAUUAGGCAGCAAAAUUGGUCAAUUAAAUAACCAUAUCUGAAGCUAGAAGACCCUGGCUUAUUCAACAGACAUUUUACCUUCCAUUCUGAUUUUCAGGGGAAUUGACUUCAGAAAAGUCAGGUAUGGCCUGUUUCUGAUGUGCAUACCUGUGUUUUCAGAGCAUUUCAAAAGAGACUACAAGACUUGGAAUUGACCAGGAAGAUGGUGAGCAUACAUGAUCAGACAGCUAAAAUGAUGCAGAUCGGAUGGCAUUUCUGCCAGUCCAGUGGUUUUUCUUUGAAGGUAUUCUAUAAAAUAUCCAUUGUUCACUACACUGAAAGUCUCUGAUUUGACUGUGUACUUCCACAUGCAUUACAAACAUUCUGCAGAGCUGCUAAGUAUAUUACAUGUAUCCAAUGUGUGUUACAAUCAUAUAUUUAAUUAAAUGCUACAGAACUCU